Acanthaster planci (crown-of-thorns starfish) is the source of this 1731-nucleotide messenger RNA. RefSeq lists its product as uncharacterized. Gene Ontology annotation, biological process: lipid transport. The record is from RefSeq and is a predicted model, not a curated record. Gene Ontology annotation, molecular function: lipid carrier activity; protein binding. Lineage: Eukaryota; Metazoa; Echinodermata; Asteroidea; Valvatida; Acanthasteridae.
UUACCAGUGUGCCUGCCCAUUGUCUGAUCCACUCUGCGACAGCUUCAACUGGAGAGCCAAAAUUAUAAUUGGCAUAGGCAGCUGCAUGGUGGUUGUGUUCAUCAUUGCAGCAUUGGUUUUCUACAAGCAACAAGAACACAGCAAAAAGUACAGAUUCCACAUCCCUCCCCAGAUGGAUUCCAGUGUUCAACCUUUAUCCUUUAACAAUACUGCUGGUUCUGCAGUGAGCCCUGCUGAUACUGAUGUGUUGGCACAAGCAAUGAUCCAUGUGCAAAGUCCUGGGAAUCUCAAGGACACUGAUGAGGUUGAUGAACCAGUGGAGUUGAUGACUUUCCAAUGGAGGCCUCCGCCAUCAUGUGAGGAUGAGGAUACAACCUGCCCAGAGACAGAGAUUCAAGAAUCUAGUCAAGAUGUUCAUGAAACAGAUACCGUGAUGUAAAAAUCUGACCAUGCCUGAUCAUUGAACUGUGCAUUAAAGGUCGGAACGUUUAAAUCUGAUGGACUUCUUAUGUUGGCAUUUUACAAAAAGAUAAAUGACCAAUUACUUAAGAAGUAAUAUAUUAAUUACUUUAGAGAUUUCAUGGUAAUCCUAAUGUUAGCCGUUGCUUGUUAUUUUACACAGUUUGUUUUGUAAAGGUAGACCUGUGACUACAGUGCUGUUCAAAAUUAAGCAAUUAAGCAAGACUAUUGCCAUAAAUAACCCUUUGGAAACAUGCAUACUGGUAAUGGCAUUUCUUUAGAUGGACCUAUCCUAAUCGUUUAAUGGUUUUAUCUGAAUUCUUAAGUAGUUCUACUCUUGUAGGCAAAGCAGCAUUCAAAGUUGUUUAUUACAUUUCAAGCUUUUAACAAAUUUUAAGGUAUUUUUUGCACAUUACCAAUAUUGCAACUAAAUGUUUUAUGCAAAAUGCAAGGGGUGCAGAAUGAUAAGCAGACCUAUCUAAAGAUCAAAUCAAAUUGUUUUUAAUGUAGGCCUAGGCAGAUGUGUUGUUUUCUCUACAUUUACAUUGAAGGAUUUAGCAAGUUUAAAUAUCGAAAAAAUACUCAUUAAGAUUCAGAUUGUGGAACACUUUGGUGGACGGAUCAACUUGUAUGCAAUUUGUAGCAUCAAAAGCCUUUUGGAAUAAUUGGUAGGAUUAAAAAAAAUGAGUUUAGUGUGAAGUCAUAACAGAUCAAAUUAAUUAAUGAUAUUGUGCAUUAAACUUUGUGCUAAAUUGCGCUACUUCAAAGUCAUCAAAUCAUCCGGUUUCCAAGGAAAUGGCUGAUACAUGGGAUUACAAAACCAAAUCCCUUGCUAAACAAGGUCGCCUGUUGGAACUAAUUAGCAGAAAUAGUCCAUGUUACUUGGAAAUCAAUGGUGUAUAAUCUACCCUGGAAUGUUCUUUACUUUGUACUUAUACUCCACCACUCAGUCACAUCUAUCUGUGCCUCUGGGAAAAGUCAGUUGAUCGCAAGUGUGCACUUUGUAUGUCUAAUAAAACAUUGCUGCAAGUCCUCCAUCACUCAGUCAAGGCUGUUACACCUAUCGCCGCAACAAUGUUCUGUCGGAAAUCUGUGAAUCCCUUGACAUAAUGCACGGUAAUUGCUUUAACCACAAUCUCUUUGCUGAUUCCAAAGGUGGACAUGCUCCAAGAGGCAACACCAUCCCGCCAUUCAUUCUAACAACCACACUCAAGCCAGACAUUGCUAAAAAAGAUACACUUAGAAAAGAAAUCACCUUCAUUGAACUGACAA